AUGGCCACCGUCGCGACAGCCAUCAAAGUCAACGAGCACAACUACCGCACUUGGAUGACUUAUUUCAAAGGCCGCCUCAUGGCGAAGGGGCUGCUCACAACCAUCACGUCAACGAACACGGCGGAGUACCACCAACCUACCACCAAGGUCGACCAGAUCGAAGUGAGCAAGGAGUGGACGAAACUCAACUGGAACCCACGCCAAGAAACAAUGCAGGACUUCCUCCACCGAUUUCACCAACUCACGGUGCGCCUUAACGAGGUCGGAAUCCGUGAAAUCGACUACAACCAAGUGCUCAAGUUACUUACCUUGAUGCCUUGGGAUUUUUGCCACCUGGUGGACCGCCUAUUGAACGGGGCCACCGACCCUCAAAUGCCCGCUGUUCCCCAAGUGGGCACGCAAACGACGACCGUGCCUUGGCAGCAUUCCCAGGAAGACCCGGCGGCGGCGGUCGUGGCAGCCACGGAGACUGAGGCGGGGGGCGCGAAGACAGGCAACUGUCACUACUGUGGCAAUAACGGGUACUGGGAAUCCGACUGCCGCAAGAAGGCCCGAGAAGAAGGCACCCACGCCGGCCGCAACCACGACCGCAACAAUCGCAGUGCCCAUGCCGCCAACCAAGAACAAUCAUCGUCCAACGUCGCCUACUUGUUCUCGGCGAUGGAAGUCACACAUAACAUCGCUGAAAACAGCGACCCUGAGUCACCCGAAACAACACCUCCGCCUCAACUACCAAGCGCACCAACGAACGCGGCGCCAAUCACCAAACCAACGUUCGAAAACCUUACCUGGGACUGGAAAAAUCGCCCGACGCGCGAAAUCGCGGUCUACGGCGAACGCAUCCACGUCAUGUUCUUCAGCCCGAUAGACUUGGAGAGCGCCAUGCUCACCAACUUCCUGUCCAAUGGCUCGCCCGUGUACCCGCGGUGGAUGACUCACCCGUUCCUAGUCACCAAUUACGAUGAGAGCGGUUUUCCAUUCAAGUCCUUACCCACAACCUACGCGGGCGCCCGAUACAAAAAAUAG
This is a messenger RNA of Aphanomyces astaci, 1026 nucleotides long. RefSeq lists its product as hypothetical. NCBI's taxonomy places the organism in Eukaryota, Oomycota, Saprolegniomycetes, Saprolegniales, Verrucalvaceae. The transcript has 4 exons. Gene Ontology annotation, molecular function: zinc ion binding; nucleic acid binding. The record is from RefSeq and is a predicted model, not a curated record. The coding region runs from base 1 to 1026 and encodes 341 amino acids.